AUGAUAAUCGCUUACGCAUGCAUGAUGGGAACAGCCUUCGGGCUUAUAAUAACUUCCACUGACGGUAAGGGAGAAUCUCUUGUGAAUAAGAAUGGAAGAGCAUAUAUGUCCUCAGAAGGAAAGCCUGUAGACUUCAAGGUCGAGGAGAUAGUAGCAGGAGGAGAGAUUUUUACUGACAAGAGCACUGGCAAAGUUCUGGAUAUAGAAGGAGGUAGGACAAAUCUGAUCUUCUAUAGCAACCAUAAAGGCGCAAACCAGAGAUUCGGUGUUGUCGCAGACGGAGCAGGUGGCCACUACAUUAAAAACGGGAACAAGUGUCUGGAGCGCGGCACGGAAGGAAACAUGUAUCUGACCACGUGCUCUUCAAAACCUCAGCAGAAGUUUGCCCUUGUCUACUCACCUGACGACCCAGGGUAUACGCCGCCUGUCGAGGUUCCUGUUCCUGCUGAAGCAUCUGCGCCUGCAGCUCCUAAUCCAUCACCGCAAAUACUUAUAUUUAAUGGAGGAAGAAAAAAGCAUCUCCAUGUACAUAAUCCUCACGAUGAAUCUUCCUCUGCAUUUGAUGAGGGUAGUCGUUUUUCUAGCAACAAUGGUCUUAUUGUAUAA
Messenger RNA from Encephalitozoon hellem ATCC 50504, 606 nucleotides. RefSeq lists its product as uncharacterized. The record is from RefSeq and is a predicted model, not a curated record. The transcript has a single exon. Lineage: Eukaryota; Fungi; Microsporidia; Unikaryonidae. Bases 1 to 606 code for a protein of 201 amino acids.